GAUUUUUACCUAAUUUUAUAACAUGUCCAUCAAAAAAUCUCCAAAAUUACCCUGACAAUAUCGAUUUAACAAAGCAACGAAGCAAACAAACAUUGUUUUUCAUGAAAUUUCGCCAGACGUCUGGCAUUUCCCAUCUUAAAAGGACCCAAAUUUUAAUCUUUCCUGUCUGACAAAUUAUUUCAGGUACCGAAUUACGCGUAAAAACCCACAAAAAUGGUCGAAUCCGACGAUGUCUUCGAAAUGGACAUCCUCGCUGAGGCCGAGGUAACAAAACUUCAAAAGCAAUAUCGUCAAAUCGAGAACGAACACAAUUCAUUUAUCGAAGAAAAGGACCGCCAAUCCCGAAAAUAUGAAAAAAUCUCCAAAAUUCUCGAAAAGGAACGCGCUCAACUCAAAUUUCAGUUGGAAGCGGAGGAGUUGGGACCCCAUUUCCGCAAAGAAACGGAACACCAAAUGCAAUUGCUGGCAUUGCAGGAUCGCAUGGAGAAGGUUCAAGGGGUUUUGAAUAGGAAAAAAGCAAAUUUGAAGGAAAUGGAAGAACAAAUCACAAAAACUUUAAAGCAAAUUUCGCAAGUUCGUGAAAAUGAGAGAACAGAAACGAAAUAUAACGAGACCAUUGUGACGAAUCAUCGAACAAUCGCGAAAUUGGAGAAUCGCUUGGAUGUGGUGAACAAACGAGCGGGCGUCGUAAUGGGCGAAAAUGCGAUUUUACGGGAGACAAUUGAUCACAUGUUGCAGGAACGAGCGACUUUUAACGUCAUGUGGGAUAAACUUGUGACACGCCUGAACGAUGGGAAGAAACAUUUGAUGGAUUUAAUUGAGCAGGCGACACAAGCGUACGAUCAACGUGAGGAACUUUGCAACAAAUUGCAACUCAUGAAGGAUAAAGGACAGAACGACAAGUACGCCCACAUCCAAGAAAUGCGAGAAUUGCAACGAAAAUUGGAUCAUGACGCGAAAUUGCAGGAAUUUUUGGAAGUCAAAGGGCAACGCAGGUCAAAUGUCGAGUUGGAAGAACGAGAAGCGCAACGCAAAAAACGCAUGAAAGAAGAACUGGAACGGCAGCAUGAGGAAUAUGAAGCGACGAUGCAACGAAUUAAGACAUUUUCCAAUGAGAAAGACGUCGAGAAGCUCGUUACGAAGUUCAUUAAGCAGGAAGAAGAGAAUUUCGCACUGUUUAAUUACGUGAACGAAUUGAGUCAUGAGGUUGAGGCAUUGACAGACACGGUUCAGCUGUUGCAGGAACAAAUCGAUGAGCAACGAGAGAUCAAUGAGAGCAAGAAAAAUAAGAAAGACGAGAGUAUUGAAGCACUGACGAGGGAAAAUGAUAAAUUUAAGGCGAUGGCUGAUGAGGCAUAUGAAUUACAGAUUCAUUGUGAAGCUACACUUACGAAGUUGUUGCAUGGCGUCGAACGGAUUUACAAAGUUCUCGUGUGCGACGAAGCCCCAAUCCUGUACUUGUUAGGAACACAAGACAAGAAAGUAACGUUGAACAACGCCAAACUCUUCUUGGGCAUCGUUGAACGGAAAGUAAUGAACAUCAUCGACAACGUCAACUUAAUUUUCACCGAGCCAGCUGCCAAAAUUUUGGGAAAACCGAACCGAGUUCCGAACUUUAACGUCAAGGACUCUGCCAAAGGCGGCAAGGAGCAAUAG
Culicoides brevitarsis is the source of this 1656-nucleotide messenger RNA. RefSeq names its product coiled-coil domain-containing protein 63 (gene Ccdc114). Lineage: Eukaryota; Metazoa; Arthropoda; Insecta; Diptera; Ceratopogonidae. The record is from RefSeq and is a predicted model, not a curated record. Bases 214 to 1656 code for a protein of 480 amino acids. The transcript is spliced from 2 exons.